UGUUGUUUUGUUUAUCAAUUUGAUGUUGUUCGCUGAAAGUUAGAGACCAGUCUACGGAGGUUAGGCCAACAGAACACUUUGAGACACUUGUUUGGGGCACAUUAUGUCUGCGAGAUACGCCAUUAGCCGAGGGCUGGAGUUGGGCCGCUCCUUCCAGCUGGGUCUCCUAAAAUCAGGCGGACGUGUCGCAGCGAAGCUCCGAGCUGACCGUUUUCGUGUAGGCCCGUCGGUCCGCACCGUUCAGCCUCAGGCUUUCCUGCCGUCCCGGUACCGCUAUUACCGCACCUCUCUGAGGGGCUUGGCAGCUCAACUUCAGUCCUUCGGCUUUAGAAGGUUCGGCGGCGGGUCUCCGCGGAACAGGGCCGUGUUUUUAGCGUUUGGCCUCGGUGUGGGUCUCAUCGAGCAGCAGCUUGAGGAUGACAGACUGAGUGCGGCAACAUGCCAGGAAAUACAGGCAGUAUUCAGCAAGAAAAAGUUUCACGGCCCACUUAAACCAUUCACUUCUGGAUAUAAACUGGAAGAUUACAUUAUAGGGAACCAGAUUGGUAAAGGCGCCAAUGCAGUUGUGUACGAAGCUACAGCUCAGUAUGCCUGCCCAAAGGCGAGCGAUGACGUGGGCUCACCUGCGCAGGUAAAAGAUGAUGAAGAGAAAAUCCAGACGGUGCGAUCUCCAGCAUGUUGCUCUCUACGAAACUUCCCCUUGGCUAUCAAGAUGAUGUGGAACUUUGGGGCAGGGUCUUCAAAUGAGGCGAUAAUUAAGUCCAUGUCUGAGGAGCUGGUACCUGCUGGCCCUCUUGCAUUAAAACAUGAAAAAGAACAGAUUCUCCUGGAUGGACAUUAUGGAGUCCUGCCCAAAAGAAUCUCCGCUCACCCCAAUGUGAUCAGGGUGUACCGAGCUUUCACAGCAGAUGUGCCGUUGCUACCAGGUGCCAAGGAGGAGUAUCCAGAUGUUCUGCCAGCCAGGCUCAACCCCGAUGGGCUAGGCAACGAUCGCACUCUUUUCUUGGUUAUGAAAAAUUAUCCCGGCUCACUGCGAGAGUACCUGCAAGUGUGUGUACCCGGUCGCAGGCAUGGAUCCCUGAUGGUGCUGCAGCUGCUGGAAGGGGUGGCCCACCUGUGUAGGCAGGGUGUCGCUCACAGGGAUCUCAAAUCAGACAACGUGCUGCUGGAGUUUGACUCAGAUGGUUGCCCCCGUUUAGUAAUUACUGACUUUGGCUGCUGUUUGACUCAGAGGGACUCUAGCUUACAGCUAUCUUUCAGCAGCCUGUGGGUCAGCAGAGGAGGAAAUGCCUCCCUUAUGGCUCCUGAGGUGGCCACGGCAGUUCCAGGAAGCGGUGUGGUGAUCGACUACAGCAAGGCAGAUGCCUGGGCUGUGGGUGCCAUCUCCUAUGAGAUAUUUGGACAGCAGAACCCUUUCUACCAGGCCGUUGGACUGGAGAGCACCACCUACCAGGAGAAGCAGCUUCCUCCUCUGCCUUCCUGUGUUCCAGUUGACGUGCGUUUGGUGACACGAUUACUUCUCAGGAGGGACCCUAGCAAGCGCCCCAGUGCUCGUGUAGCUGCUAACAUGCUGCAUCUCAGCAUCUGGGGUCGAAGGGUUUUGGCCAAGCAGGACAGCUCUGGCAUGAAGAAGCUGGUUGAUUGGCUGCUAUGCCAGUCUGCUGUGGUUCUCUUGAAGGGCUUCAGCAGACCCGGUGGAAACACGGUGGAAGCCGAGCUUCAGACGAGCUUUUUGUCCAACUUGGACCUGGAAGAUCUGCGUGCUGCUGUAGGCUUCCUCCUUUAUGGGCGAGAACAGCACCAAGCCUGUAUUCUGUCUGUAUAGAGUUACUCAGACAUAACUCGAGAUCUCUGUAUUCAUAGUGAAAUGUUUCUAGUACCAUUUAAUGGCUUUUUAAAUUGACAGAAGCACAAUACUCGUGU
Molecule: messenger RNA, 1923 nt
Organism: Nematolebias whitei (Rio pearlfish)
Lineage: Eukaryota; Metazoa; Chordata; Actinopteri; Cyprinodontiformes; Rivulidae
Gene: pink1
Product: PTEN induced kinase 1
Exons: 8
Coding region: 104-1825 (573 amino acids)
Biological process (GO): regulation of apoptotic process; protein phosphorylation; positive regulation of mitochondrial fission
Cellular component (GO): mitochondrion
Molecular function (GO): protein serine/threonine kinase activity; ATP binding
Source: RefSeq, a predicted model, not a curated record